Symbiodinium pilosum is the source of this 264-nucleotide messenger RNA. The record is from the annotation of a GenBank genome assembly. Lineage: Eukaryota; Dinophyceae; Suessiales; Symbiodiniaceae.
AUGGAUCGAAUCUUCCUUUGUGGCAACCGUGGCCACGCCUUCGUGAAUUUCAUGCAGAGCGAGACGGCCAAGAAGUUCCAAGAGGAUUUCAAUGGCAAGAAGCUCAAGGACUGCUUCGAGGCAUGUGAAGAAGACAAGGAGUGUAGCGUCGUCGUCGCUCGCAUGGAGAGUGUGGAGAAGACCAUCCACCGCGUUCAGUUGCGAAAGGACCCGGACGCACCGGAAUCGCCUUGGCUUCCUCUGCUGUUCGGAGAGGAUGGUGAG